Molecule: messenger RNA, 474 nt
Organism: Pelobates cultripes (western spadefoot toad)
Lineage: Eukaryota; Metazoa; Chordata; Amphibia; Anura; Pelobatidae
Source: the annotation of a GenBank genome assembly
AUGGAUCGGGAUUAUUAUAUCAAGGAGAUUAGAACACAAUUAAAUGACACAUCAAGUUAUCAACCAAUGGAUGGGAAUCCCAUCCAACGGUUACAGACAGAGUUACAGACACUAAAUAGGGCGGCCAUGGACAAAGGCAUCAUCACAGAGGGAGAAUACAAAUACAUGUUCAAGAAAUAUCCAACAACGCCUGUCUUUUAUACCCUCCCGAAAAUACACAAAAAUUUACAGACUCCACCAGGAAGGCCCAUUGUCAGUGGUACGGACUCCAUUUUACAACCACCAGCAGUAAUGUUAGAUAAAUUCUUGAUCAAGUGCAUUCCAAAACAAAAAUCAUAUAUCAAAGACACAAAUGAUUUAAAAAAAUUGAUCAACAACCUCAAUAUUGAACAUUCCACGGAAGUCUGGUUGGUGACGUUGGAUGUUCAAUCAUUAUAUACAGCAAUUGACCACAGGGGGAUUACGAGCAGUUGA